AAAGCAUUGAGCUUUUCCCCAACUAUAAAAUCAACCCACCCACCAUUCCUUCACCCACUCAUCUUCCACCUGCUCGUAAAACUCAGACCUUUUUUCCCCAGAAAGAAAAAAAAAACACACAAAAAUGGACUCAUCUGGACGUUCAAGGAGGCAUUGUUUCAUUGAACAAGAUCAAGGCUUGGCUUCUAUUGCGGUGAUGGAGGCUGGAUAUUCGGGCACCCAUUACCAAACCCAGAUUCAAAAUGGGUUUUUUCAAAGACCUCUUUGUUACACAAGGAGAACCAGCUUGAGGAAUCUAUCUUCUUCAUCUUCUUCUUUAUGUUUAUAUCCAAGAUUUGAGGACCAAAUCCGUCAACCCCAUUUCUUGGAUUCCUGUUUCCUUUGCAGGAAUCCUCUUGGGGGAAACAAAGACAUCUUCAUGUACAGAGGGGAUACUCCUUUUUGUAGUGAGGAGUGUAGACAAGAGCAAAUAGACAUUGAUGAGGCUAAGGAGAAAAGCAAUAGCCUUUCUUCCUCCAUGAAAGUUUUGAGGAAGAAGGAUCAAAGGAAAGCUACAACUUCAACUACAAAAACCCAGAGCUAUCCUUUUCGACCAGGCACUGUUGCAGCUGCAUAAAUAUAAUCGUUUCACAAAGGAAAUAAAGAGUGAGAAAAAAAACAUAUAUCUACCCUUUUAUAUGAACUGUUG
Hibiscus syriacus is the source of this 688-nucleotide messenger RNA. RefSeq names its product FCS-Like Zinc finger 2-like. The transcript has 2 exons. The record is from RefSeq and is a predicted model, not a curated record. Bases 125 to 616 code for a protein of 163 amino acids. Lineage: Eukaryota; Viridiplantae; Streptophyta; Magnoliopsida; Malvales; Malvaceae.